CCCCGCCCCCAACAAUCAGACCUGCAACAGUGCCGCGUUACGACCCCGAAACCCCGUACAUUGCCACUAGGAGAUCGGUCCACCCCGCCAUAACAUGGCCUAGAUGGCCUAAUUGACAAGACGUAGCAGACUGAGUUGCAGGCGCAUGAUGGCGACGAUGUCGCGGAGAGGCGGUGCAAAAAUACGACCACCACGAAGAGGUCUGCAAGGCGCCGAUGUAGACUUCGACACGACAUGGCCCAUCCUUGAAGGCGCGUUCAAGGAGAUUCACACGAAGAACGCUUCCGCACUGUCGUUUGAAGAGCUCUACCGUAACGCCUACAAGAUCGUGCUGAAAAAGAAGGGUGAGGAGCUUUACAACAAAGUCGCACGGUUUGAGGAACAGUGGCUAGGAUCGACCGUGCGAACGGAGAUUGUGCGGACACUCACUCCACCACUCACACUCACGGAUGGUGCUGGCAGGACGCUGGCUACGUCGAGUGAACGGAGGACCGCAGGCGAGAAGUUUCUCAAGAGCUUGAAGCAUGCAUGGGAAGACUACCAAGUCUGCAUGGGCAUGCUGACCGAUGUACUGAUGUACAUGGAUCGCGUCUACUGCACAGACCACCGUCAACCGUCUAUAUUCGCUAAGUCCAUGGGUCUUUUCCGGGACCAAAUACUGCGGACGCCGGUGCAGCCAGCCUCGACCACAUUGCUGGAUGUCCUCACGCGCAUCGUCCUCGACCAGAUACAGAUGGAUCGGGACGGCGAGGCGAUCGAUCAAUUUCUGAUCAAGUCGAAUGUGUACAUGCUCGAAGGCCUGUACGAGUCAGAUCUGGAAGUGGAGGACGAGAAGCUCUAUCUGCGCUUCGAGAAAGUGUUCCUCGAUCAAAGUGCCAACUUCUACCGCGAUGAGGGUGAGAGGAUGCUGAAGGAGUCCGACGCUGGCUCAUACUGCCGACAUGCGAAGAAACGGAUCGACGAGGAGAACGACCGAUGCCGCUCUACGCUAUCUGAAAGUACUUCAGCAAAAAUCCAGGCUGUGGUGGAAGGUGAACUAAUACGGCACAAGAUGAAGGGUCUAAUCGAGAUGGAGAACAGUGGUGUGGCGUUCAUGGUGGACAACGACAAGUUCCACGAGCUCAGCCUUGUCUUCGACCUCGAAGCGCGCGUUGACCCUCGAAAGUCAGAGCUUACGCGAGCGAUGCAGAGGCUCGUCACCGAGAUGGGCACAGACAUCAACAAUGCAGCUCUGACAACUUCCGAGGCUACGCCACAAAGAGAGGCUGCCGGCGACGACGAGGACGGUAAACCUGCAGAAGAAGGUGCAAAGCAGAAACUGCCCGCCAAGCCACUCAGCCAGCAGACAGUCGCGGCGCUGAAGUGGGUCGAAGAGAUACUGCGACUCAAGGACCGCUUCGACAAGAUCUGCACCACAUCCUUCAGCUCCGAUCAGACCGUCUCGAGCGCAAUCAAUCGUAGCAUGGCUGACGUGGUCAACACAUUCUCUCGCGGCAGUGAGUACAUCUCGCUAUUCAUCGACGACAACAUGAAGCGCGGCAUCAGAGACAAAACUGAGGCCGAGAUUGACAGCACACUCGAGAAGGCCAUCAUGGUGCUGCGGUAUCUGUCCGACAAGGAUCUGUUCGAGACGUACUACAAGAAGCAUCUCUGCAAGCGUCUGCUGCUGAAGAAGAGUGUCAGCAUCGAUGUGGAAAAGCAGAUGAUCUCACGGAUGAAGAUUGAGCUGGGCAACAGCUUCACACUGAAGCUUGAAGCUAUGUUCAAAGACAUGACCCUUUCCGAGGAGUUGUCGAACGGCUUCCGCGCGCAUAUCGCUGGUGUGAUGGACGGCGCGCACAACAACUCGAAGCCUGUUGACCUAAGCAUUCGGGUGCUAACCUCCAUGACCUGGCCCCUUGAAGCUUUCCGCGGCGCCAGUGGCGAAGACCGCGACGAGAACAGUUUGGGUGGCCGCGACAUUACCCUCUACCCUCCCGAGAUCGAGCGUCUGAAGAGCGGCUUUGAGCGUUUUUAUGCGCAGAAAUACUCCGGUCGUAAGCUGACGUGGUACAACAACAUGGGCGAUGCGGAUUUGAGGGCGCGGUUCCCCAGAUCUACUCGCAUACACGAUGUCAACUGCUCGACAUAUGCUAUGCUGAUCUUGCUUCUCUUCAAUGAUCUGCCUGCUGGGGAGAGCCUAAGUCUAGAGGAGAUCGAGGCCAGAACCAACAUUCCCAGAGGCGAUCUGGCGCGGAACCUGCAGAGCCUGGCCGUGGCGCCAAAGACGCGGUUCUUAGUCAAGGAGCCAAUGAGCCGUGACAUCAACUCCGGUGAUCGCUUUAAGUUCAACGACGAUUUCAAGCCGAGCUUCAUCAAGAUCAAGGUCGGUGUUGUGUCGGCAGGCAACAAAGUGGAAAACGACCGCGAGCGCAAAGAGACUGAGAAGAAGAAUAACGACAGCCGUGGAUUCGUGAUCGAGGCGGCUGUUGUGCGGAUCAUGAAGCAACGCAAGCAGCUUCCUCAUGCGCAACUGCUCACAGAGACCAUCACGCAGCUCUCGCACCAGUUCAAGCCGGAUGUCAAUAUGAUCAAGAAGCGCAUCGAAGGGUUGAUCGAGCGCGAGUACCUUGAGCGGAUGGAGGAUGCGCCGGUGCCUUCGUACAAGUACUUGGCGUAAGACGCUAUGCUCCUGGCUCAGAUUCUGGAAGCCGAAGGCUACGUUUCCGAAUGACAUCGAAUGAAAUGGCUAGCGUGGCGCUCUUGGCGAACUUCGAUUGCUCACUGAAGUUUAGCGAAGGUGUUGGUAAGGGGAUGCGGGUAAGCUUGAUAGCUUGACGGUACCGCUAGUUGCUGAGAUAGAAGCCCGCUGGCUCGACUAAGGUACACUGCACCGUUCUUCGGGACUCACUCGUGCACCUCAUGGAUAGAUUGUCCCACCUUACCACGCACCACGUCAACAGCACGCCGUGCUUCUGGAGCAUAACUCAUGGGAUUUCGCCCCAGCAGUAACGCCGGACUGCCUCCUGCGUCACAAACCCGAUAUUGUAGGCUGCACUUUGGUGUCAAUUGAACAGCUUGGCGGGUGCAGAAAGAAGCGAGCUUCGCGGGCUCUGCCACAGCUCAACUUCCCGUCCUAAGCAGAAGCGCCUGAAACCCGUGGCGGUUUAACACACGCC
This is a messenger RNA of Baudoinia panamericana UAMH 10762, 3158 nucleotides long. RefSeq lists its product as uncharacterized. Gene Ontology annotation, biological process: protein ubiquitination; ubiquitin-dependent protein catabolic process. Bases 146 to 2659 code for a protein of 837 amino acids. The transcript has 3 exons. Gene Ontology annotation, cellular component: Cul3-RING ubiquitin ligase complex. Gene Ontology annotation, molecular function: ubiquitin protein ligase binding. Lineage: Eukaryota; Fungi; Ascomycota; Dothideomycetes; Mycosphaerellales; Teratosphaeriaceae. The record is from RefSeq and is a predicted model, not a curated record.